CCGGUAUCUAAACUCUCAAACUAUCCCCGCGCAUCAAGCUUUAAAAAGCAUUGAUACUCCUGCAAGUUUUCACUUGCGAGCUUAACUUUCAACAUAACCACAGAUGCUUCCGGCGCCUUCCUCCGGAAUGCAGAAGUCGUAACACCUCGCGCGAUUCUAUGCACCCCUUCUCUAUCCUGACGCUUGGCAUUUUCGUAGCCGGCUAUAUCACCGCUCGAUGGGACCUCGUCACCCGCCUCUAUGAACUUGCCAUCUUUGCCUGGAACUACGGAGUGGUCACUCGUGCCGCCAAGGGCUUCGCCGUCCUCAGCCUCUUUUUCCUCUUGAUAUUCCUGCCCGUGGAGCGCCUUGCGACCCGCGAGUCCGACCUACAUCCACGAUCAAUUGGAUCCGGUAUAUCGGCUAGGGAACAACUGAGGCGACGGGGGCGUGAUGGCUUGAUGCGCGUGUUCUGGCCGGCUGACCUGCCACGGUCGGACCUUCGGGGUGUAGUGGUGGGGUGGAGAAACUCGGCGCUGGAUGUCUUCGUCCUGACGAUUCUCGAGGAGGUUGAGCCUCGGAAUGUGGAAUUUGCCCUUAAGACAGGCAUACUCCUUCGCGACGCACCGCAUCCCGUUAGCCGCAUUUACGAGCUGUGUGGCCAGUUAGCCAUACAUGUCCUCGGUCUGUCCAACACACACGAGUCCGUCGAGGUUGAUCCAUCAUGGAUACGUGUCACUAUAGGGCCCGGCCGACGGGUUCCUGCCGUCACAUGUUCGCGAGCCUCGAGCAUCCAGAUUAUCCUCUUCGAACGUCCGCAUCCUGGAAGAAUGCAGUAUAUCUCUCUAAAUCCAAUCACUCUUGCAUUGGGCGACAAACAUGACAGUUUCAGGCACGACGCUCCCGAUGCCUGCGAGGAUGAUGACGAAAAGGAGGCGCGCCGAAGGAAAGAAGAGAAAAGGCACCUGGUCGAGAAGCUCAAGCAGCACUCCAUAUUCAAGCGCGUCCCAUCGGAAAAGGAGAAGGCGCUUGCCAAGAUUGUGAACCAGAUCAACUGGGCGUGGGAGCUGGAGAAGCUGCUUCAGAAGAACGUCUCGCGCAUUGGAACACGCCCUAAGAGGAGCCUCAGCGUCUCAGAGCGAGUGGUAGAGUCGGCGACCAACGCGCGAGACAUGCUCGUGGUGUGGAUUUGGAACCAGUUCACUGUCUAUGUCUGGCCCGUCAUCAAGCGGAUGUUCGUGUUGGGGCUGGUGGCUCACCGGAUUGCUGCUGAGGUACUUUUGCGCAUCCUGGAGUGGCGGGCACGGCCGAGAUAUGCCGCCCUAAAGGACGUAUCGGCCACUGCGCAGCAGGUUGAGAUCCGACUACAGCAGUUCUGCUACUGGCCGAUGCAAUAUGUCACGCUGCGGCGCCGGGAGAAUGACUGGGAUAGCGUGACAACGAGCCAUCCCGACUACAUUCGCUUUUACAACAGCCUCUGGCUGGUGGCCAACGAUGUCAUCAUCGGGAUGGCGCUAGGUUCGUACAUCAUUGACAAUGCUGACCGGGUUGCCCAACAAAUAAGCCAGCUCCUCACAGAGUACACGGUUGAGGCGCUGCAGAGUAGCAUCUCCUGGCUCAUGGGCUGGCCCGCGGGGUUGAAGCUGAACAACGAGCUUGCGGUGUUCCUCGGAGACUUGUUCCUGUGGGUUAUCGACUACUGGUCAAGUUUCAUUGAGGCACUACGUCCCAUUCUACCGCACAUCAUCUGGUUUAUCGGAUUCUCCAGCUUUGCCGGAGCAAGCAUGCCGGUGGCCCUCUUCUCAGACCUCCUCUCGAUCCUAACAGUACAUAUCUACUCGUUUUAUCUUGCCUCGGGCCGCAUAUAUCACUGGCAGCUGAACAUCCUGAUCUCGCUGUUCCACCUGUUCAGGGGCAAGAAACACAACGUGCUCAGGAACCGUAUAGACUCAUGCGACUACGACCUCGACCAGCUACUAGUCGGAACGAUCCUCUUCACCGUCCUUUCUUUCCUUCUCCCAACCGUGGUGGUCUUUUAUCUUAAUUUCGCGAUCGCACGCAUGGUCAUCAUCUCCUUGAAGGCCGUCUUUGACACAUUGCUUUCUUGCUUAAAUCACUUUCCACUUUUUGCGCUCAUGCUUAGGAUUAAGGAUCCAGGGAGGCUUCCAGGCGGUAUUCGUUUCGAACUUCGAGAUACCCAAGACUUUAAACAUUCGAUUAAUGGUUCAUCCGAGCAACUCCCUUCCACGUCUGUCAUCUAUCUGAAGUCGGUACCGCUGCAGUUCAAGGCCAUGUUCCACCAGUACUUCCAGAUGGGACAUCGGAUUCGCAAACAUUAUCUCGCUCCACGCGUCUUGCUCUGUCUGAUUACGGGCAAAUUUGUCCCGCCGCUAAACCGGAAGAAUUUAUACAGCCUCCAGUACAGCAUGCUUCCGGCUCGGAGGGCAGGUGUCAUGGAGAUGUGGAACGCGGUCAACUCGCUGCCAGAGCCGAAGAAGAGGAUCGCGCCGGUCCAUGUGCCGGUCCUCGCAAAUGGCAUGAAGCUCCCCAGUAAUUAUCGCGGAGGUAAGCCGCGGGGUUACGGGUAGGCAAUUCUGAUAGAGGAACGAAUAGAUGGAUUAGGGUCUUCUCUAAAUCUAUAACCAAGUCUCGAAAGCCAGUGAGAGCUGCGCAGCAAACACAUCCAAGGGGUGUCUAAGCCCACAAAACUCCUUUCAAAGGACUUGGAAUUUUAAGGAUAUGUUAAGC
Chaetomium strumarium is the source of this 2727-nucleotide messenger RNA. Its product is annotated as N-acetylglucosaminyl transferase component-domain-containing protein. The transcript has 8 exons. The record is from RefSeq and is a predicted model, not a curated record. Gene Ontology annotation, cellular component: endoplasmic reticulum; membrane. Bases 159 to 2567 code for a protein of 802 amino acids. Gene Ontology annotation, biological process: GPI anchor biosynthetic process. NCBI's taxonomy places the organism in Eukaryota, Fungi, Ascomycota, Sordariomycetes, Sordariales, Chaetomiaceae.